This is a messenger RNA of Oncorhynchus kisutch (coho salmon), 1560 nucleotides long. RefSeq lists its product as uncharacterized. NCBI's taxonomy places the organism in Eukaryota, Metazoa, Chordata, Actinopteri, Salmoniformes, Salmonidae. The transcript has 2 exons. Gene Ontology annotation, molecular function: metal ion binding. The record is from RefSeq and is a predicted model, not a curated record. The coding region runs from base 590 to 1033 and encodes 147 amino acids.
AAUGCUCAGGUAUGUAUCGCCACCCUGUGGCUACUUUGUGAAGUUAUGCCUUCAUGUAGCGAUUGCCGCAUCCUAAUGACCCGAUAUUCCACAUGAACACAUGCACAUGGCCCAUAAAGAGAAAAACCCUAUGCGCAUUUGAAGUCAGCAUUAAAUGAACGUAUUGCUAUAUGUCGAAACGCUAAGUGUAACCUAUAGACUUUCCAUGUAUGAUAAUAAAUAACGUUAACGUCAAUAUCAACGGUUUUCAUCAAAUCCAGUCUACGUCGUGUGCGCUUUUAAUCUAUCCUGAUUACUCCAGCUGCUCUAAUUCGUAUUCAGUUUCUGUUCGCGUGCCGUGAAUACCUGGUGUCAAUGUAACCUACUCUAGUUAGAGGAACAUUCGAAAGCAAUUGCCAUUGUAACGUUAUUCAUUUUCUCUCACUGGAACUGGUACAACGAUAAUGCUUUGUUAUGCAUUUUGGAUUUGCCUAAUUUCCAUAUUUAGAUAGGGUGGUUUUAAAGACAACAGAGAGUGUAACAUAUGAAAUAAGACCGACGCAUAGAGGAUGUGCCCCAGAAACCAGGUCGAUGAAAUAUUGGCACUACCAUGAGAGGAAGCGGUAUGGACCUUUUAUGGAGAAUCUUAGCGGCUCUGAGCUUCGAUUGUUUUAAAGGUUCGGCGUCUUCACAGAGGUCUCCAGGCAAGCUGAGCUCCAGCCAGGCAGGUAGUCUGGAAAGCAGCUCCCUGACUGGCUCGCUCUCCCUGGGGCCAGACCUGCCUCACUGCCAGUGCUGCAUCUCCUACGAAGCCCGCCUGAAACGCCUUUCCUGCGGCCAUCUCUACUGUGACCCUUGCACAGACCAGAUCGUCAACCUGGCCUUCGAGGACAUCGAGGGCCUCUCUGAUUACCCCUGCCCCAUGUGCAAGUCCCUCCGCAAGCUAGGGGACCUGGGCCCCCCCUCUUAUGGGUACCUGGGGACCCCCUCCUUUGGGCCAUGUGGGACCCUGAAGCAACAGAUGGCUAAAGAGCAUGGGAGCAGGUGGGGGUAAAACUGAGGCAGUUUAUACUGUACAUCAAGGGGUGUGGGUAAAAAAAAUGUUUUGUCCCCUCUCCAGAUUAAAUACCGUAGGAACCAUUUUGUCUUUUCAGUUAUGUCUUUAGUGUUUUGAUUUGAAUAUUUUAAUGCACUGCCUUACACUGAGAUUGUGAUCUGGUAACGUGGUGGGAAGUGGCUCUGUCUUUCUUAUUUGUGUAAUAUGGUGGUGGAAGUGAAACUAAUGGAAGUGCAUAACAUUACAGAUAAAGUCCAUUUGUGUGCCAUAACAUGAGGGGUUUAUUGCAGGGUGAUUAAGCCAGAUCAAAGAUAAACAUUAGAUGUUUGUGUCAGAAAGUUCUUUAUAUUUAUGUGUACUGAUUAUUAUUACUAGACAUUUGCACCUUAUUUUAUAUUUUGAGUGUACUUACACCGUAUGCAUUUUAAUUUAACUGAAUUGUACAGUGCCAUACUAGUUUUAAAGUGUUCAAUAUCAUAUCGUAAAUAUUUAUUUUGCGAAUAAAUAAAGUUUGUGAAUUGUAU